Messenger RNA from Camarhynchus parvulus, 3024 nucleotides. RefSeq names its product cAMP-dependent protein kinase inhibitor alpha (gene PKIA). Gene Ontology annotation, biological process: negative regulation of cAMP-dependent protein kinase activity. The record is from RefSeq and is a predicted model, not a curated record. Gene Ontology annotation, cellular component: nucleus; cytoplasm. The transcript has 3 exons. Gene Ontology annotation, molecular function: cAMP-dependent protein kinase inhibitor activity. Bases 322 to 552 code for a protein of 76 amino acids. Lineage: Eukaryota; Metazoa; Chordata; Aves; Passeriformes; Thraupidae.
CGGACCGCCGGGCGGCGGGGCCGUCUCCCCCUGCGCGGCGGGAGCGGAGUGCGGCGGCCCGCGGAGGGGGCGGGGAGGAUGACUUCAUGCCGCCGGAGCGCCGUGAAUUUAGGAGCAGCAGCUGCCGCCGCCGGCGGCGGGAUGUGGGGGUGAAGUGAUAGCGGGAGCUGCCGCCGGCUGAGGGAGGAACAGCGCCGGGCACCCGCCGAGCCCGGGGGCUCCGGGCCGCCACCAGCAGCCGCCGCGGCAGAGAAGGAGGGAGGGAGGAAGAUGCGCUGAGCCGGUCGCUGAAAGGUACUGCUAUGUGGAUAUUUGUUAGCAAUGACUGAUGUGGAAUCUACAUAUGCAGACUUUAUUGCUUCAGGAAGAACAGGUAGAAGAAAUGCAUUACAUGACAUCCUUGUGUCCUCUCCGGGUGGGAACUCUAGUGAACUAGCCUUAAAGUUAUCAGAGCUUGAUAUAAACAAAACAGAAGGAGAAGGAGAUGCACAACGAAAUCCAAGUGAGCAAACCGGGGAGGCCCAAGGGGAGGCAGCAAAGCAAGAAAGCUGACAUCCGACUUUGACCGAGUGGAGCAGCUGCUGGAUGUUUUCAGGCUACAAGAGUGUGCUGGAACAAAUUUGUUUCCAUGAGCAAGCUGGUAGAAAAGAAAGUGCAUGUGUCUUCACUGCUGGAACCCGCUCAACACAAUGCUAAAAAUCUGGGUACAAGCUGUGACAGAAGACAGAAUUUUCUCUACCUCUGUCAUUAGCAAUGGUUGAACAUGUAUUGAUUUUUUGGGAUAGUGUCAUCAGAUGGAUCCCUUCAUAAUGACUACUCGAUGGGAACACUUUUAGAAAGUAGAACAGGUAAAUCUUGUAGCAAAUGGCCUUUGAAGCAUCAGAGGAUCUAAUUGUGUAUCUUAAGCAAAGGCUUGUGUGAUCCUCAGAGUUUAAAAUUCUCUGGCCAAAGUGUUUGCCCAUUAUAUAAGAACUGUAAAGAAAGCGCUGUUUUUAGAACUUUGCAUCUGUUUUACAGCUCUGUUAUUUACAAUGGUUUUUGUAUUGUACGACUUAGAUGCUCCACACUGCCCCUUCUCAACUGCUUAUGAAGAAUAUUUCUGUUACUGUGAAUUUUUCUACCACACGUUUUGAAAGGGCUGGUUUUUUGCAUAAGGUGGUGAUGUGCACAUGAUAGAUCUAAACAUCAACUGCUAAAUUGAUUAUGCCUAAACCUGAAAGACUCAGCAACACUCAAAUUUGUUACUAGAUGAGCCUUCAAAACGAUUUGUUAAUGUGAAUACUUGAGCGUGCGUUGUGUCCUUGGUACAGUUUUGCCACUCGCCUGUAGUUAGUUGCAUAUCAGAGACUCAAAUUGAAUCUUUUAUGUUAUUCUUCCCCAUUUUUCUAAUUUUGGUCCCAAUUUCUUAAUCUUUCUCUGAGAUAUUUUUUUAAAAUGUUAUUCCAAGUAUUUUAUUGUUACGGUAGUUUUAAGAAUACAUUUGUAACCUUAUAUGGGUUAAAAUUCAAACUAAUUCCAUGGUGCUAGAGGUUUUCCUGAUUCACAUUGUAAAGACAGGCCUUGUUUACACAUGGGAAAAUAACUGGCAUAGGUUAUUGCCAAUUAUGUAUUCUGAAGUGACUUUUAGAAUGCAGUAUAGUCCAAUGAGUGGCUCCCGGGCUGGAUCCAGCAAGGGGUUGGAUUUUUACUAUUCCUUGCCUUUGCCUCAGUUGAUCAGGCUGUUGAGUUUGUGCAGCCAGUAGCCUGCUACUGAUGCGCCUGAACAGCCAAGUGCUAGAAUCUGCUACAGUAGCCUUGUGGCUUGGAGCUGGAAAGGGAGGUGAGAGACUUGGCAUCUAGCACCCAAAGACUAGAUUUUUUCCCAUUUCAUCUAUUCCAAAAUGGCAGUCCAAACUGGGCCUUCAUCAAAAUACCAGGAUAGCUUGUCCAUCCAGGACAUCACUUAAAAUAUCUACAGAUUAAUAACCUGUUCUGCAGUAGCUAUUGCUGAUUGAUUUGUUUUUCCCCCUUGUCCUGCCCCAAUAGACAAGGCCAUUCAUGAGGCUGAAUGCUGCAAACUGGGGCAGCCGCACCUCUGUGUGACUAAGGUGAGUGAAGAGAGUGACUGAUAGUAAACCAUGGCAAUCACACAAGCACCAAUCACAAGGUCAGAAGAUUUGUUUUCUUUUAUUAAUAGGAGGUGAUGUCACUUUAUAUAUAGUAUAUAUAUAUUAUAUAUAUUUUUGUGUUGUUGGUUUCAAAUGUUAUGCACUUUUUAAUGUUUGUAAACUUUUACUAAUGAAUAGUGUGAUUGCUUCCUGAAUAUAUUAAUCAUCAGUUAACAAAACAUCUUUGUGGCCACAGAUGUUUGUUUCUACCAUAUGUAUCAUAGUACUUGUCACCUGAAAAUUUUUUGUGAGAUAUGUGGAGGAAAAAAACCCACUUCUGAUCAGUAUUAUAAGAUCAUUUAUUAGUGUUAAUAAAAACAAGCCAGCCGUAUGCUUGUGGCUCAUGCGUGUAAUAUUAACUCUCACCUUCUGGUGUUUGGAAGCUGAAUGCCUUGCUGUCUUACUAGCUGUCAAAUGCCCUAUCUUCUUGGUAAGAGAAGUAGUCCAUUUGCUUUGGAAAUACUGUUAUCCUUAAACAAUUCUUAUUCAUUUGUUUCACUUGGUGUUCUUUCAAACUUAACACAUUAUUAUUAUUAUUAUUGACCUUUUUUUUAAUUAUUUCUCCCCCUUUCACUCUUGCAUCAAGUCUUCAAGCUGAACUGGUUGCCCUUUGUCAUGGACUACUUACUGUCAAUCUAGCACAAUUGCCAGAAGGAAAUAGGAUUCUAGAGGUUUUUUUAUAGUGUUACUUUAUUGAUGAUCCAUGAAACAUCAUCAGUAAAAUGUUGCAGAAAAAGGCAAUAGUGAAUUAAGUAUUUACAGUAUAUUAAAGUGAUGGUUUUCCUUAUUUUCCUUCACUGCUUUUCUUUAUUUCAGUAUACUUUCCUUCUUAAUUCUUUUGUGUUGUUAAAUAAAAUUAAUUUCAGCCUUUCCUCUC